Molecule: messenger RNA, 568 nt
Organism: Cucumis melo (muskmelon)
Lineage: Eukaryota; Viridiplantae; Streptophyta; Magnoliopsida; Cucurbitales; Cucurbitaceae
Product: cyclic nucleotide-gated ion channel 1-like
Exons: 2
Coding region: 68-484 (138 amino acids)
Source: RefSeq, a predicted model, not a curated record
UUUCAAAUUGGGGGAAUUAUAUUCUUGAGUUAUCUCCGAGAAUUGAAGUUCUCAAGAGUUGUAGUAAAUGGCCAAUGAAAACAAUAUUAUUUCCAGGACAAACUCGGAAGAUCAAGAACACAGAAACAUUGUACUACGAUUUGGGUUUCUCAUUUCAUCUAUAACAGCUAUUUGCCUCGACGUUUUAUUCUUCUACAUGUACUACAUAGACGAUCAGAAAAAAUGCUUCGCUGUGGACAAAAAAGAUCAAGAAAGCGGGGCCAGGUCGGUGACAGAUUUCAUCCUUCUACUCGAAGUUGCCUAUAAGGUCUGCUCAAGUUCGAUACUUGAAUUAUGUCCUAAUUCUAAAAUGAAUGCAAAUGCUCCUUUGACUUUCUUCGGACGCCUUGCCGAUGUUAGCAAAAGAGUUCCAUGGAUGAAUGUCCUUGUCGACUUCUUGGCUUUGCUUCCCUUUCCACAGGUUCUUCUUCAAUACUUUAUGUGAUUCUUAUACCAUUGUCUAUUUUGGAUCAAACCCCAUCUAUUUUUGGAGUACGCUCCAGUGCUAAUUCAUUUUUAUUGGCAUACU